Metopolophium dirhodum (rose-grain aphid) is the source of this 1629-nucleotide messenger RNA. Its product is annotated as protein-L-isoaspartate O-methyltransferase domain-containing protein 2-like. The record is from RefSeq and is a predicted model, not a curated record. Gene Ontology annotation, cellular component: cytoplasm. Gene Ontology annotation, molecular function: protein-L-isoaspartate (D-aspartate) O-methyltransferase activity. The coding region runs from base 1 to 1629 and encodes 542 amino acids. Gene Ontology annotation, biological process: protein modification process. The transcript has 6 exons. NCBI's taxonomy places the organism in Eukaryota, Metazoa, Arthropoda, Insecta, Hemiptera, Aphididae.
AUGGGUCAAUUGGAAAGUACAAAUCGCGCCUACUACAGCAAUGAUGAGCUUAUUAAUGCAUUAAUUGAGAGGGAGUGUAUACACUCAAUUAAUGUGGAAAAAGUGUUCAGAAGUGUUGACCGAGGGUUAUAUUAUACCAAUGAUAAUAAACUAAACGCCUAUAGAGACACGGAUUGGCAAUCGGGAGAUGUUUAUUUGUCAGCACCAAGUGCUUAUGCUACUGUUUUAGAAUGUUUGGAUAUCCACAAGGGUCAUAAGUUUUUAAACAUCGGUUCUGGAAUAGGGUAUUUUAGUACUCUAGCCGGGCUUUUAUUGGGUGUUAAUGGAGUUAAUCAUGGCAUUGAAAUUCAUAGUUAUUUGAUAGAUAUAGCAUAUCAAAAGUUGAAAGUAUUUAAACAAAAUUCUGCAGCAAUUGAUUAUUUUGAAUUUUGUGAACCAGUAUUCAUCAAAGGAAAUGCAUUUGAACUGAAGUCAGUGGGUUACUAUGAUAGAGUCUUUUGUGGGGCUGAAGUACCACUAGCAAAAUCUUCAUUUAUGAAGGCUCUUAUUAAAAUUGGUGGUGUAUUAGUUAUGCCAUUGAAAGGGUUCCUCGUAAAAGUAAUUAGGUAUGGUGAACACUCGUGGAAAACAAAUAAACUCUUGAAAGUAUCGAUGCCAGAUCUUGUUGUGGCAGAAAAAUUUAGUAGUAUGAAAGUUUCAAAGUUUCCUACUGUUGAACCAUUGAGUUUACAAGAGUUAUGCAGAUCAAACAUUCGUGCAUCCAUACGAGAUUGCUUGUAUAAAAGUCAUCCUCGCUUACAAAUGCGCACUAAAUGUAAACCAAACGUAACCAAAAGAUAUAAUCAAACAUUUUUUAGUUCUGAUCCGAUGGGUCACAUUCUUGAGGAAUAUGCAACUAUCGGUGAAACGAUUAGUAUACAGAAUUACAUUGAGGAUUCGAAAGAGGAAACAUCAGAUCUGGAUACGGGAUCUGGAUCUGGGAAUGAGGCCAUUGAAGAAGAUAAUGAUGACAGUAACAAUGGCGAUGAUGUUGAAGAAAAAAAUACAACUGAACAGUGUGAUAAAAGUUUACUUAAAAAAACUGCAUCAGAUAACAAAAGAAAAGCAUCAGAAGCUGAAUGUUCUGAACAAAAUAAAACAUUGCCCGAAAAACCAGAAAAUACAAAAAGAAAGAGAAUGAAUUCAUUAUCUUCUACAGUCAAAAAUCUCUCCAGUAACCAUUCUACCAAUAGCUGUGAUGAUUUUUUGGAGACUAUGUCUAAUGAUUCAUCCGAGUCUGAUGAUGAAGAAAAUGAUCAAAAUGGUGAAGAUGGAUUUUAUAACGCUUUGGUUGAUGAUCACGUUAAAUUUACCUGCUAUUAUAGUAAUGAAUUCACUAGGGAAUUGAUAAAAUACGGCUUUUUGAGCAAUCGCAAAGAAAAUAACUUGAGUAAACUUCUGAAGUUUAAAAUUAAUCUGUUACCACUACCAGCUAUGCUCAAAGUGUUUCUCAACUAUAGGUACCGCAACAAAAGAAACAACUUAACAGAUGUCAAGUAUGUUCUGAAUCCUUUGAUAGUUGAAUUAAUUGCCUUGAUCACAUUCACAAAGUCCAUAAUCAGCCUACUCCAUCAACCUCAAAUGAAGUAA